UGAAGACUCUCGCUUAAAUGUCCUUUCUUUUCUCCGAAUUGUUUUUUGCAGGUGAGGUGUUUGGUCUCUGGACUUACACCUCAAUACUUACAUGAGUUACGACCUCCAGUUUGUUGGUAGCCGUUCGUCACAUUUGUACAUUCAUUUGUUGCCUUUUGGCUUUUGUCGAGAGCACUUCCGUAUAGAAAACCAUGACUGGCACUGAAGAAGACCAGAAAUUCUGCUUGCAGGAGGUGCUCGACACUUUCAAGUUGUGUUUGUCGGAGAACAAGGAAGUCUAUCUUGAACACUACGUCGCAGGGUGGCGUGGUCUUAUAAAAUUUCUGAACAGCUUGGGGAGCGUUUUUGGAUUCAUCGCCAAGGAUGCUGUCAACAAGAUCCACAUCCUGGUGACCCUCCUGAAUGGUGAGAACGGUUCUCAGUAUGUCACUGUCCAGUCAAUGGUCAAGUAUGAGCUGGAGAACGACCUAGUGGACCUGACCAAGAGAGGCAGACAUCCAGAGUCCGGCUGCCGCACCCUCCUGAGGCUCCACCGUGCACUGAGGUGGCUGGAGCUCUUCCUGGAGCGCCUGCGCACCAGCAGUGAGGAAGGCAAGUCGUCUGUCAUGUGUUCAGAGGCCUACAAUGAGUCUCUGUCCCAGUUCCACCCCUGGGUGGUCCGCAAGGCUGCAGGCAUGGCGUUCUGCAUGCUCCCGGGGCGCCUUGCUUUCUUCGAGGUGAUGAACGUCGGCCCCACGGAGCAGGUGGUGGCCAAGCUCGGGGAAGCUCUACCUCUUAUCUCUGAGGUGUACCAGAUCACAGAGGAACUUUACACUCAACAAAGCUUGAUGGACUUACCAUAAAGAGCAACAAAGUAUACUAGUAUUAGCCACUUCAUAUAGGACAUGAUUACAAGGGCUGCUAAUCGAGAUGUUAUUUGUUUUUGGUGACUGUGUUGUUUACCAUCUGCACAGUGUUAUUAAUUAAGCAUACGUUCACUGACACUAAUCUGUAACUUAUACAUUUCAUUUUUUUAUGAUGCGUAAAACAACUGUCAAUUAAAAUGAUGCGUGUUUAUCUGCACUCUUUAUAAUGGGUAUCUUUUAAAUUUAAAUUAAACUCUUUUGCUUCUAUAGAUGUAUUCUAUUUUUAUUUUAGUAAAUGAGGGGAACAGUAUAGGGCCCAAGUCUGAGCUCACUGCCAAAAGCUGUUUGUUUUAUUCCAAACAUAUCUACACAAAAUAAUCUGCAGCUAUUUUGACAAAUAAUGAAUCUUUUUUUUCAAAAUGAAAAACCCCAAAUAUUAUGUAUAUGAUGAACAGUAUAUAUGUUCUGAAAUAAUAUUUAAAAUGGGUUGCCCUUCUUAAUCUUUUUUGACAGAUUUCAUUAUUAGCAAAUUGAUAAUUGAUGGAUAGAAAUUAAUGAAAUUAAUUGCUAGUUGCUGCUCUAUUUAGAACCAAUAGCAAUCAUGAUUGUAUACAUUAGAGAAAUGCAUGUUUGACACAAUAUAACAAUAGGGUCAUUAGGUAAAGUAUUUGAUGUUCUCGUACCAUAUUCCACUCACAUACUGACAUAUAUUGCUAAUAUAUCAUACAUGUGACCAGAUAUAUUCUUGUUGUAAAAAUUACAUUGAAAAAACAACAACAACAAACUGCAGCCUUAAUAAGAGAAAAGCAGUUUCUAAAAUACUUCCACCUUGAUGGGGAAGUAGGGCUAACAGCAUUGAAAAAGCAAAACAUACCGUAACAUUAUGAGACAGAAGUGUUGGAAUAAUGUGGAUACUUUAUGAUUUAAGACUCAGAGGAAACACAUAUUUUUAUUCAGAGUUGCGAACCCAACUAUAUAUGAUCACAAUGCAGAUUUUUAAUGUAUAAAUCAAACAAUAGACUAUUGUUAUUUAUUUGUUUUUAAGUGAUUGAUUGAUUGAUUAAGAAUGUACUGUAUUAUACACAAAUAACAAUUAAUUAAAUUAGAAGGUAUUAACAGUGUUGCACAAUAAAAAUGUUUUACUUGGUU
Molecule: messenger RNA, 1994 nt
Organism: Pseudoliparis swirei
Lineage: Eukaryota; Metazoa; Chordata; Actinopteri; Perciformes; Liparidae
Gene: cptp
Product: ceramide-1-phosphate transfer protein
Exons: 2
Coding region: 192-842 (216 amino acids)
Biological process (GO): ceramide transport; intermembrane lipid transfer
Cellular component (GO): cytosol; membrane; cytoplasm
Molecular function (GO): ceramide 1-phosphate binding; ceramide 1-phosphate transfer activity
Source: RefSeq, a predicted model, not a curated record